AUGUCUUCUAUACUCCAUUAUCUAGCUAUCUUUCUUUCUUGCUAUUUCCUUUUCUUCUUAUCAGAGACACAGUCCUUAUCUCAACCACGAACCUCUCCUCCUUUCAAACCAAAUCUACUUGUUUUACCCGUUCAUCAAGAUGCCUCUACUGGGCUCCAUUGGGCCAACGUCCACAAAAGGACUCCUUUAAUGCAAGUUCCAGUCCUUGUGGACCUAAAUGGAAAUCACUUGUGGGUUAACUGUGAUCAACACUACUCAUCCAAAACAUACCAAGCACCCUUUUGCCACUCCACCCUAUGUUCAAGAGCCAAUAGCCACCAAUGCCUGAGUUGCAACUCCGCAUCCUCAAGGCCCGGGUGCCAUAAAAACACGUGUGGGCUCACAUCCAUCAACCCUGUAACCGAACAAACCGGUUUGGGGGAGGUUGGCCAAGAUGUGCUAGCAAUCCAUGCCACUCGCGGGUCCCAAGUGGGUCCAUUGGUCACAGUCCCUCAAUUCCUCUUUUCUUGUGCACCCUCCUUCCUUCUCCAAAAGGGUCUACCCAACAAAGUUCAAGGUGUGGCUGGGCUAGGCCAUGCACCCAUUUCCCUGCCAAAUCAACUUGCUUCCCACUUUGGAUUUCAACGUCAGUUCACCUUGUGCCUCUCUCGCUACCCAACCUCAAAGGGUGCUAUAAUAUUCGGUGAUGCACCAAAUAACUUGGGUCAAUUUCGUGGCCAAAAUAUUUUCCGUGAUUUGGCUUACACCCCAUUGACCGUCAACCCACUAGGAGAGUACAACGUGAAAAUCACUUCCAUAAGGAUUAACCAGCACACUGUGGUCCCAGUGAACCCAUCAACGAUAUCAUCAACUAGUAGCGCAAGUGGCAUUGGAGGAACCAUAGUUAGCACCGCAACUCCUUACAUGAUUCUGCACCAUUCCAUUUUUGAGGCGUUUUCUCAAGUGUUUACUAAGCAGGUUCCAAGCCAAGCACAGGUUAAGGCUGUUGCAUCAUUUGCGUUAUGUUUUGACUCUAAAAAGAUUGGUCCAUAUCCAAACGUUGAACUUGUGAUGGACAAGCCUAAUGUGGUUUGGAGAAUCUCUGGUGAGAACUUGAUGGUGCAACCACUACCUGGGGUGACAUGUUUGGCAAUGGUAAAUGGAGGUAUGCAUCCUAAAGCUCCAAUUACCAUAGGGGCGCGCCAGUUAGAAGAAAACAUCGUAGUGUUUGACUCUGCAAGGUCAAGGCUCGGGUUUAGCACUUCACUACCCUCGUAUGGAGUUAAGUGUGCUGAUCUCUUCAACAUCAUUGAUCCGUGA
Messenger RNA from Abrus precatorius (Indian licorice), 1299 nucleotides. Its product is annotated as basic 7S globulin-like. NCBI's taxonomy places the organism in Eukaryota, Viridiplantae, Streptophyta, Magnoliopsida, Fabales, Fabaceae. Gene Ontology annotation, biological process: proteolysis. The record is from RefSeq and is a predicted model, not a curated record. Bases 1 to 1299 code for a protein of 432 amino acids. Gene Ontology annotation, molecular function: aspartic-type endopeptidase activity. The transcript has a single exon.